Molecule: messenger RNA, 3173 nt
Organism: Clupea harengus (Atlantic herring)
Lineage: Eukaryota; Metazoa; Chordata; Actinopteri; Clupeiformes; Clupeidae
Gene: mpl
Product: MPL proto-oncogene, thrombopoietin receptor
Biological process (GO): cytokine-mediated signaling pathway
Cellular component (GO): external side of plasma membrane
Molecular function (GO): protein binding; cytokine receptor activity
Source: RefSeq, a predicted model, not a curated record
AACUGUUUUUGUUUGUGGCUGUGUGUUAGUUUGUCAUUUGUCAUUUGUCUGGCAUAUUUAAGACAAGACGGUGUUGGCUCUUCGUUGCUAUUACAGAGCUUUAUAGUUGUUGCUUGCUUCUUGACACGAUGCAAAACGUUAUCUGAUUAGCUGUAAGCUUACCUGUGGUGCAGACCACACGUUUAGACCACAUCUACAUCAUCAUGAAAUCAUGUCUUGUUUUUUCCCCUAUGACUUGAUUGUACCCAGGAUAGAGCAGUGGUGUAAUGUGUGUUAGAAAAGGAAAGAGUUUGUGCCCGAGAGUGAGUAUGGAGGCACUGCGUACGAGAGAGUGUGUGUGGGUGUGUGUGAGGGAGUGAGUGGUAUGCAUGUUCUAUGUUUGUGUGUAUUUGUGUGUGUGAGUGUGUUUGCUGAGGCCCUGCAUGGGUUCUGGCCCCAAUCCGCUCAAAACACACUUCCUGCUUCUCCGAGCCUUGCCUGAUAGGGCUGCCUACCCCCUUAACAACACACACAGGCACAGACACAAACACAGACUCAUACUCACACAUAUAACCACAUGGUUGAUGUUGAUAUAUGACAUGGGUCACAGAGCAUCUGAUUAUAUAGCAGAACUGUGGUGACCAUCAUGUUGACCUGCUGGAUGUUUUUUGCCUGGCUGCAGACUUGUUGCAUUUUUACAAAAGGUGUGGAUAUUGGGUCAUCUGUCCAGGUGUCAGAGAAAGAACUCCAACUUCUGGCGUCAGAAAAUGACCCUAAGUGUUUUAUGAGGACACACUAUGACUUCACAUGCUUUUGGGAGGAACUCAACAGAACCGGACAAUCUUAUCAUUUCAUCUAUGACCCAGGAAAUGGUGAUGGUAAGACACAGUGCGCUCUCACUCAGCGGACGACAGCAAACGGCACCAUUCUCCAGAUCUGCUCCUUCCCACAGUCCCAUGUCCUCUUGUUCCUCCCCAUCGACAUCUGGGUGGUGGAUGUGGUCACCAAUGUGACAGUCUUCCAGCGGAACGUCUACCCUUAUGAAAACCAAUUGCCAUGCCCUCCGAAGACUAUCUCUAUUCAAAGGACUGAGGAACCUGGGCAACUGCAAGUGAGGUGGGAGGCAGGGAUGAGUGACCAUGUUGAGAUCCGAUACUCCUCUCAGACACAGCCAGAGAGGAAAAAAGUGAUGAAAUCAUCCUACACAGACAAUUUUGUGCUGACGUCCCUUGCUCCUGGAGAGGUGUGCUCGGUGCAGAUGAGGGUGAAGCUCGAAGGAGAGGGGUUCUGGAGCGACUGGUCCGAGCCUGCCACGGCCAUGGUCCCUCAGAAAGCAGAGGCCACGGAGCUCCUAUGUCACACAGCUGACCUACAGAGGAUCCAGUGCCAGUGGAACAAACAAGCCCAGAUGAACGAACAUGCCUACAAUAAGGAGGUCUCGGUCUUCUACAGAGAAAAAGUGAGCAGUGGAUGGGGGGAUUGGAAAAUGUGUGCUAAGGACCACAUUAGCGCCCUGAGCUGUAGCUUUGAUGGAGAACAGUCUGGAGCAAUCCAGGUUAACCUCCAAGUUGGGUCUGGGCCACUCGAUCGAACAUUCUACACUGAGGCUUUGACAAUGCAAAACCGCAUUAAGACUGAACCACCGAGGGCACUACGGGGGGAGCCACAGGGAGAGAGGCUUCUCCUGCAGUGGGACGCUCCUGCUGAGAUCUUUGCACAGGACCUAAUAUAUGAAAUACGCUGCCGCUCCAAGGAUGAGAAAGCCUGGAAGCACUUUACAUGGCAGAGUCCGAAGACCAGCACAUAUCUAAAUGAACAAGCAGGCAGUCAAUACUUCAUUCAAAUCAAAGCCAAGCCUGAUGGUCCUUUCUACAAGGGAUACUGGAGUGACUGGUCUAACACAUUGACUGUUGACUUGCCCUCCAACAAUGGGUUGCUGUUCAUUGUGUGCAUUCCUCUUGCAAUCCUUCUCGUCUUAGCUGUCGCUGCGUCAGUGUUUUCACAAUACUUCAGUAAGGUCAAACAGUAUCUGUGGCCACCCGUCCCCAAACUUGACAAGAUGCUGGAGAGUUUUCGAACCGAGGGGCCCCAAUGGACAUUCAACAUUAAGCAGUGCGAUGACACACCUGCCUCAGUGGUGGAGAUACUGUCUGAAAUUCCUGCGGGCUCUGAUGGCAUUCAAGGAACCUCAGCCUGCACUUCUGCCCCAGAAGGAGGUUUCUACAGUUGGGUCACUCAGAAAGAAGACGGCCCGGCGGUGGACGGGUGUCUGGAAGCAGGCCGUGACUACGUGACCCUGAACACCGAAGUCAUUCCGUGUCUCCGGGGCAACGAGUAUGUGUACGGUGACAUACCGGUGUCGUGUUCGUGUGCAUUAGAGAUGCAAUGCCACUGCACCGACACUGAAACGCACACUUCCACCGUCCCGGGUCUCGCCGCAACCAGCAUCCUCAACCACUCGUAUCAGUUGCUGCCUCAGCGAGCAGACAACUGGAAGAGUGAGAACAUCACCGCUCGCUACUCCAACUUGGACUCUGCACCGGGAACCGCCUGAAGGCUUCAGACAGAUGAAAAAAAAAAAUCAAAUACAUACACAGAACAGUAUGAACUGGGCAGAGCGACAACCUCAUCUUUUACAAACGUAUUUUUUCCCCCUACGGUUUAGCAAUCCUAAGGCUUGUAUCGGGUGCAAACAGUCCAGUUAGAACAAGACUGCCUUAAUAAUCAACACUGGAUGAGAAGUAAUGAGUGUUCCAGAGUUCCAGACAUUACUACACCAUGAUUACAGAGAGUAGGAAGUGUAGGGAGCAGUGCAUAACCACAAAUAUCAUCUUUUAAUGUUUCUACCUUGUGCUGUGUAGCAUAGACUUUGUGAUGCAACAAAGAAAUAUUCUGUAUAUGAUUAAGAAACAUUUAAAUCUGUGUAAAUAUUCUUUAAACUACUACCUACCUGUUGGGACAACAAUGUAAAAUGUUAUUCUAAGCGAUUUAGCUUUCUGUCCUUUUGUGGAAAAACAUGCUAAAGCUACCCAUGCUAAAGCUACCCAGAGCAAUAUGCACACAAGUGUAUUCUGAAUAAGAUAUAACUGUUUAUACAAUUAAAUAUGCUUUUUUUAAAUUGAAAAUUCUUCUUUUUUUCCCCCUUCUGUAAACCAUAUAAACUGUUACCUUCUAAUAAACUGAAUUAAAAGCCA